AUGGAUGCUUAUUCAGGAUAUCACCAAAUUAAGAUGCAUCCGUCGGACGAAGACAAAACAGCUUUUAUGACUGCAAGGGUAAACUACUGUUACCAGACUAUGCCUUUCGAGUUAAAGAACGCGGGGGCGACGUAUCAGCGGUUGAUGGAUAGGGUGUUUGAAGGCCAAGUGGGAAGGAACAUGGAGGUGUACGUUGACGACAUGAUCGUUAAAUCGGUUUUGGGAUCAAACCAUCAUGAGGAUUUGAUGGAGGCCUUCGGUAGGAUUCGCAAGCAUAACAUGAAGCUUAAUCCAAAAAAGUGUUCUUUCGGCAUACGGGGUGGGAAGUUUUUAGGCUUCAUGAUUACAUCGAGAGGAAUCGAAAUCAAUCCAGAUAAAUGUAAGGCAAUCCAGGAGAUGAAAAGCCCGAGCAAUGUGAAGGAGGUGCAGAGACUAACCGGGCGGAUCGCGGCCUUAUCCCUUUUCCUCCCUCACUCGGGCGACAAAUCAGCCCCGUUCUUCAAAUGCCUCAAGAAGAACGCGACAUUUGAGUGGAAUUCAGAGUGCGAGGAGGCCUUCACCCGCCUAAAGGAGAUGUUGUCCGCCCCACCAGUCCUAUCAAAACCUGUCCAAGGUCUUCCUUUGCAUUUAUACUUCUUUGAUGGUGAUCACGCAAUAAGCUCGGUGAUCCUUCAGGAGGUGGAUGGAGAGCAAAAGAUAGUCUAUUUCGUAUUGCAGAAGCCAGACUUGUCAGGAAGGCUCGUCGCGUGGUCAGUAGAGUUGUCGGAAUAUGGAUUACAGUAUGACAAAAGGGGGAAGGUCGGCGCACAGACCUUAGCGGAUUUUGUGGUGGAAUUGACGCCAGAAAAAGGUGAAAAGGUGAGCACGCAAUGGAUAUUGUUUGUCGAUGGGUCGUCGAAUGACAACGGAAGCGGGGCUGGGGUCACGCUGCAGGGGCCCGAGGAAUUGGAGUUGGAACAGUCCCUUAAAUUCCAGUUCAAAACCAGCAAUAACCAAGCAGAAUACUAUGCUCUUAUUGCGGGCUUGAAGCUGGCAAUUGAGGUGCAAAUCGACAGUCUGCUGGUAAGGACGAACUCGCUGCUAGUGGCAAGCCAAGACAACGGGAAGUUUCAGGUAAAGGAGCCGACCUUGAUAAAGUAUGUGGAGCACGUGCGGCUGCUCAUGGGACGUUUGCAACAGGUGGUGGUUGAAUUCGUGCCGAGGGCGCAAAACCAAAGGGCGGACGCCCUUGCGAAGCUAGCAAGCACUAGGAAGCCUGGCAACAACCGGAGUGUGAUUCAAGAGACGCUCGCCAAUCCCAGCAUAGAAGGGGAUUUGGUGGCCUCGGUUGAUCUCCAGGAAACUUGGAUGAACCCUAUCAUCGAUAUUCUGGCGGGGGAACCAAGUGACGUGGUAAAAUAUUCAAAGGCGCAAAAGAGGGAGGCGGGGCACUACACGCUACUCGACGGGAUACUCUUUCGGCGAGGAUUUAGUUCACCCCUCCUACGAUGUCUUCCACCUGAGAAGUACGAGGCUGUUAUGACGAAUGUUCAUGAGGGUGUUUGUGCAAGCCACAUUGGAGGAAGGUCGCUGGCGAGCAAAGUCCUCAGAGCGGGUUUCUAUUGGCCUACGAUAAGGAAGGAUUGUGCAGAGUUUGUGAGGAAAUGCGAGAAGUGCCAAGUAUUUGCAGACCUACCUAGAGCUCCGCCGGAGCAAUUAGUCACAAUCAGUUCCCCAUGGCCCUUCGCCAUGUGGGGAGUCGACCUCGUCGGGCCCUUUCCCACCGCUCGGUUGCAAAUGAUGUUCAUCCUUGUGGCGGUGGACUACUUCACCAAAUGGGUGGAAGCUGAGCCUCUAGCGAGCAUUACUGCGACUAAAAUCAUAAAUUUUUACUGGAAGAGAAUUGUCUGCCGGUUCGGGGUACCGAGAGCAAUCGUCUCGGAUAACGGGACGCAGUUCGCAAGUAAUCAAACCAAGGAGUUCUGCGAAGAGAUGGGCAUUCAGAGGAGAUUUUCUUCGGUGGAACAUCCACAGACAAACGGGCAGGCAGAAUCGGCGAACAAAGUCAUCCUGAGAGGUUUGAAACGCCGACUCUCGGAGGCCAAGGGGGCUUGGUUAGACGAACUUCCAAUUGUAAUUUGGUCGUAUAACACAACUCAGCACUCAACUACAGGGGAAACUCCAUUCAGAAUGACUUACGGGGCGGACGCCAUGCUCCCUGUAGAGAUAGACAACAGUUCGUGGCGGACGACACCGAAGUUCGAGGGCAAAAAUUCUUCAAACAUGGCAGUAGAACUAGACUUGCUGUCGGAGUCACACAAUGAGGCCCGCCUCAGGGAGGCCGCGAUGAAGCAGCGAGCUGCGGCCAAGUAUGACACCAAGGUAAAACCAAGGGAGAUGCAGGUAGGGGAUUUGGUGCUUAAAAAGCGAACAGGAGUCACCGGAAAUAAACUGAGCCCAAUCUGGGAAGGGCCCUACAGGAUCUUAAAAGCUUUGGGAACUUGGAUGGGAAACGGGUGCCACGAUCCUGGAACGCAGCGAAACUGA
Lotus japonicus is the source of this 2526-nucleotide messenger RNA. RefSeq lists its product as uncharacterized. The coding region runs from base 1 to 2526 and encodes 841 amino acids. The transcript has 2 exons. NCBI's taxonomy places the organism in Eukaryota, Viridiplantae, Streptophyta, Magnoliopsida, Fabales, Fabaceae. Gene Ontology annotation, biological process: DNA integration. The record is from RefSeq and is a predicted model, not a curated record. Gene Ontology annotation, molecular function: nucleic acid binding; RNA-DNA hybrid ribonuclease activity.